Molecule: messenger RNA, 1242 nt
Organism: Eurytemora carolleeae
Lineage: Eukaryota; Metazoa; Arthropoda; Copepoda; Calanoida; Temoridae
Product: tektin-3
Exons: 17
Coding region: 294-1109 (271 amino acids)
Biological process (GO): cilium assembly; cilium movement involved in cell motility
Cellular component (GO): microtubule cytoskeleton; nucleus
Source: RefSeq, a predicted model, not a curated record
AUUAUAGGAAUCAGGAAGCAGUGAAUUUUAGGCUUAAAGAGCGGCACCGUCUUGUUCAGGCUUGGAGGUCAGAUAUCCAGACAGAGCUAAACGCAAGUAUUAGAGAGACUGCUUGUUUGGAGGAGAAAGUGAGACAAUUGGAAUUUGCCUUGAAACAAACAGAGAGACCUCUUAGGGUUGGUACAGACUGUUUACAGUACAGGUCUGCUAGGCAAGGAAUAGAUUUAGUGAAAGAUGAGGUGGAAGUAUCCUUAGACAAAGAAAUCUCUACAAUCAGGGUUUUCCAAGAGCAGAUGAGAGACAAACUAGAUUUAGCAUCUUCGCAGAUAGAUUCGAAUAUACGAAAACAGGCACAGCUUCAGGAAGAUCUGGACAAUAAGGAUAUGACCCAGGAUAUAGAUAGUACUUGCCGGGAGCUGAACAAUCUUUCUAAAAACAUUCAAAUCCAUGCUGGAAUAGAAAAGUUGGAUGCAAACGGAUCAGAGCCGGAGUCCUGGAGAAAAUAUAGCUUGAAAAACAGAGAGGAGUCCCAAGCUUCCAGAGCUUUGUCUGCGCAAGUUCGGCUCGACAUUGAAAAUCUUUUGAAUGCCGCGUGUAGUGAAAUGGUUUCACACUGGAAUAUUACAAACCAGGCUUUUAAACAGAGAAUUCAAGAAUGUCAAGAAACUCAUAAACAACUGCAAACCAAGUUGAACUUAGUGAACAAGGAGAUCAUUGACCUGGACACUCAUGUUAACAAGAUAAAAACUGCGAUACGAGCAAAGGGUGGUCCACUUAAAGUAUCCCAGACACGGUUGGAGAAACGAAGCCACAGGCCUGAUAUUGAGAAUUGUUCUGAUUCUCCUCACCUGAAUCUAGUGAAGGAAGUGACCCAAAUUCAAGAGAACGUGGAUAAACUGAAUGAGAUGCUGAAUGAGGCCCAGGAAGCUCGAGCUGACCUGCUCAAUAAUAAACUGGUUCUAGAGAGGGAUUUACAGAUUAAAACUAUCAGCCUCAGGAUAGAUGAGCAAAAGUGUCUGGCUGCCAGGAGUAGGUUCCCCUACCAGACAAAGUGCGAUGUUGCCUCGAAGAACCCAGUCUAUUAUUAUGUUUACUAUAAUAUUGUAUAACACAGAUAUUUUCAUUUUUAAAACAUGAUUUGUAUCAAAUUGAACUAAAAGAGAACAUUAAAGUAUAAAUUAUUUUGUUUAAAGGGAGUGUUCCCGAAAAAUUAAAGGGGGUUUAGGCUUACGGCGAAAAAGU